Messenger RNA from Salpingoeca rosetta, 956 nucleotides. RefSeq lists its product as uncharacterized. Gene Ontology annotation, molecular function: RNA binding. The record is from RefSeq and is a predicted model, not a curated record. Gene Ontology annotation, biological process: mRNA splicing, via spliceosome. The coding region runs from base 46 to 684 and encodes 212 amino acids. The transcript has 6 exons. Gene Ontology annotation, cellular component: U2-type prespliceosome; U2 snRNP; U1 snRNP. NCBI's taxonomy places the organism in Eukaryota, Choanoflagellata, Craspedida, Salpingoecidae.
GAAAGAUUUCCCCUGACCAUCGUCCACGGAACACCAUCAGCCAAGAUGCCGCCCGGAAAGAGCAACAAGAUCCUCAAGUACAUGAACUACCGCAUGCGGGUCACCACAGAGGAUGGCCGCAUGUUGGUGGGUACCUUCAUGGCAUACGACAAGCACAUGAACAUGGUCUUGUCAGACUGCGAGGAGUUCAGAACGGUGAAGGCAAAGAAGGGUACAGAUGAGCAAACACAGAAGCGCGCAUUGGGCUUUAUCCUGCUGCGAGGCGAGAACGUCGUCUCAAUGGCAGUGGAGGGCCCUCCUCCACAGGAGGAGAAGCGCACCGUUAAGGUUGCUGCCCCAGGCCCCGGUGUUGGCCGCGCAGCUGGCCGCGGUAUUGUCACACAGAUCAACGCACCGCCUGUCGGUCUCGCUGGGCCUGCUCGCGGUGUUGGUGGUCCCGCCCCAUCAAACAUGAUGCCCCAACAAAGCGCGCCACCACCAGGUGCGCGUCCGCCCAUGCCGCCGCCGCCUGGUAUGGGUGGUCCACCCGGCAUGCGACCCAUGGGUGGUCCACCAGGCAUGCCCCGCGGACCCCCACCUCGCCCGGGCAUGGGCAUGCCCCCAGGCUUCAGGCCCGGAAUGCCCCCACCAAACAUGCCCUUCCGUCCUCCCCCAGGCUUUGGCCGUGGCAUGCCGCCCCAGUAGUCUCGUCCUGUCUGUGCCUGUUGUGUUGUGUGGCUGUGGUCGUUGAUUUCGCUGUCUCCUCUGUCUGCCUUGUUCGCGGCAGACAACCUUGGUCCCAUCUUGUGUGAAUGUUGCUGUGCAUGUGGAUCCGUUGUUACGUGUAGAUUGGCGCUGAGUGCAAAGAGGGCGAAUGUGCGCGCGCGUAUGUGUGUGUGUGCGUGCGCGCGUAUGUGUGUGUGUGUGUGUGUGUGGGUGUGUGGGUGUGUGGGUGUGUGGGUGUGCGUGUCCAUUUC